CAAACACCGACACAAACACCGACCAAACAAAUACAUGCUUUGGUUUUUUUCCCUCCGAAUUUUGUAAUGCUAGUAUUCGUAUGAGUGCCAACAGAAAUUAAGGCUAAAAAAAAAAAAAAGAAUCGCAGAAAUAUCCGAAUAAAUAAACUAAACCAUGGAGUUUGUUAAUUUGGGACAAAUAAAUGUAUCAAAUAAUGUUGAUACAGAAUUAUUUGUUAAGGAGGAGCCUGAAAGUGAAUUUCUCAGUAAAUUUGGUAUUGCUUCUGUACAUUCUAUUAUGGCUGCUGAUAGCAGUUUCCAAGGAAUUAAAAGUGAAGUGGAAAGUGAAGAAGAGAUAACAGACAGGCCACGCAAAAGGCGAAGAAAAGCUCUAAAAGCCAAGGAGCAUGUUGUUAAAAAGAUACUCAGAAAUGGAAACACUGACUGCACCCAAUUGCCAUGUAUUGUCAAUAUUAAGUCAUCUGUUGUUUAUGAAAAUUCUAGUCAGAACCAUAAUAGGACAUUUGAUAGUCAAGUUGAAAUGCCCAGCACCUCAAUGCAGUUUCCUAAUUAUGAAAAAACAUCGGAAUCAGAUGAUAAUGUGACAUGUACUGAGAAUGUAGAGCAAAAUAGUUCAAAUAAUAAUUUUGCUUUAGAUGUAUACGAAAUUUUAAUCCAUAUUCAAAACACUCUUGAAGAGUUGAAGGCAGAAGUUUCAGAAAACAGUCAAAAAAUUGAUCAACUGCAAAAAUUGUUACCUCAACAAAUGUCAUGGAAGAAUGUAAAGAAUGAGUUCAAUUUCCCAAUUGCAACUGAUGAACAACUUCUAGAAUUAGAAAAACGAUUAGAAAAUAAUGGAAUUGCAAAUAAAUUGUUUGUACAGUUAACCUGCAGGACAUAUAAUUCAUGGAGAGAAAUGGUUCUUCUUUGUUUGAAAACUAUGUUGUCGAGAAAAGUUGCUGUGUUGUACAAUUUAAAUGGACGCAAGGGGACAAAAAAGAAGUUCCGUGACCUAAACUUGUGUAACAUUUUAGUUGAAUGUGUCCAACAUAAGUAUAAAGAAGCUACAGUACCAGAUAUACUUAAAAGAAUCAGCUUUAUAUUAGCAGGAGCAAGAGAUUGGGAAGGAUCAAGACACAAAAAUAAAUGAUUUUUUUUAAAAUCCAUUAAAAGACAUUCUUUGCAUGUUUUGUAAGUUUUCUUCAUCUGUGUAUAUUUGAAUCAUUUUAAUUAAAGACCUUUUUUUAUAAAAGA
This is a messenger RNA of Argiope bruennichi, 1233 nucleotides long. RefSeq lists its product as uncharacterized. The transcript is spliced from 9 exons. The record is from RefSeq and is a predicted model, not a curated record. NCBI's taxonomy places the organism in Eukaryota, Metazoa, Arthropoda, Arachnida, Araneae, Araneidae. Bases 155 to 1129 code for a protein of 324 amino acids.